Molecule: messenger RNA, 2257 nt
Organism: Carassius carassius (crucian carp)
Lineage: Eukaryota; Metazoa; Chordata; Actinopteri; Cypriniformes; Cyprinidae
Gene: prokr1b
Product: prokineticin receptor 1b
Exons: 3
Coding region: 358-1545 (395 amino acids)
Biological process (GO): neuropeptide signaling pathway
Cellular component (GO): membrane
Molecular function (GO): neuropeptide Y receptor activity
Source: RefSeq, a predicted model, not a curated record
CUUGGAUUUGCGCGACCUUAGUGAAAGAUACGUCACACCUGCACAGAGAACAACUGGGAGGAACCCGGGCUCGAGGACUGAAGACGUCAAUGAUCUGACUUUAACAUUUGCCACAAGAGGGAGAGAGCAUGCUGAUGUGUGUGAAGGACUCGCGCGCUGCACGCAUCUGUAUGUAGAUUACACAGAUGAGACAUCACAUCUCCGGCGACAUGACACGCGUCUCUCAACUCCUGAAAGUCGACAAGAACAUUCCUGAGCCAUGACCAUUGACUGUUAGAAAAAGAUAAGUGAACUUUUCGACACCAGAAACCUAUCAGAAAUCAGCAGCGCCCACUAGCUUCUCUUGAAUCCUCUGCCAUGGAGGACGCAAACAUCAGUCACUUGGCAGCCGUCUUUGUGAACCCUCAUAGUCAGGUGCCCGUUCUAGACGUUCACGACACUUACACAGACUUCUACGACAUGGACUAUGGUGUUCCUGCAGAUGAGAUGCCGGACACCACGCAAGGACUGGCCUACUUCGUGGCCACCAUCGUCAUCGGAGCCGUGCUCGUCUGCAUCAUUCUGGUGUGCGGCUUCGGCAACUUACUCUUCAUAGCCACUCUGGCCCGAUACAAGAAACUCAGGAACCUCACCAACCUGCUGAUCGCCAACCUGGCCAUCUCUGACUUCAUAGUAGCUGUGGUCUGCUGCCCUUUCUUGGUGGAUUAUUACGUGGUCAAGCAGCUCUCCUGGGAUCAUGGCAAAGUGUUGUGUGCCUCCGUCAACUACCUAAGGACUGUGUCUCUCUAUGUGUCUACCAAUGCCUUACUGGCCAUCGCCAUUGACAGGUAUAUGGCCAUCAUUCAUCCCUUGAGGCCCAGAAUGAAGCACCAGACAGCAUACUGUCUCAUAACUGGGGUAUGGAUUGUCCCAGUGCUCAUUUCCAUUCCCUCUGCUUACUUCGCGUCCGCAACCAAAGUCCCCAAUGGAUCCAACCGAAGCAAGACCUUCUGUGCCCAGAUCUGGACGGUGGACCAGCAGCUGUACUAUCGCUCAUAUUUCCUGUUUAUCUUUGCCGUGGAGUUUGUGGGCCCAGUGCUCACCAUGGCCCUGUGCUAUCUAAGCAUUUCGAGAGAGCUCUGGUUCAAGAGUGUGCCAGGUUUCCAAACUGAGCAGAUCCGCAAACGUCUGCGCUGCCGGAGGAAAACUGUCAUGGUGCUGAUAGGCAUUCUCACAGCAUACAUCCUCUGCUGGGCUCCAUACUAUGGCUACACCAUCCUGCGUGAUUUCUACCCCACGCUCAUCUCCCGAGAGAGGAACUCCCUUGUGGCUUUCUACAUUAUCGAAUGCAUCGCCAUGAGCAACAGCAUGAUCAACACAUUCUGCUUUGUCAGUGUAAAGAACAACACUGUCAAAUAUUUCAAAAGGAUCGUUCUCCUUCGCUGGAAAUCCACCUACACCUCCAGGAAGAGCACAGAUGAGACAGACAUCAAUCCCCAGCUCACCAAAUGUAGAAAAGGAGUCGAGCUGAGUGGUUUUCACGUCACCCAUAUUACAGAUGAUUAAAGUGAACUGAUGAUGUUGCUUAUGGGUGUGGUUCUGCAGAUGAAUAUCGCCUGGCAGAUGUUAUAUUUUAGUAAUGUGUAACUCAUCCCUUAAAGCAUUGAGAAUGGCAAAGCAAUGGUUCAGUAUAGAACUAAUUGGUUAUAAGUAUAGAAACAUUUUUUGGCAAAAUAUUUUGAUCCAGUCAUUUAAACAUGUGUCAGGAGAAUCAACACCUUUUGCAAUGCUUUGUGAGAAUGGUUCAGUAUGCUGAAACUUUUUAAUUGCAGAUCUAUGUUGUCAUGGUAACAGCCUUCUCUGAAUGGUGAAGGGUUUAUUCUGUAUUAUGGGUAGUGUAGUUAUUUACAUUAAAAAUGAAAAAUUUUCAUAUGGAAAGUUCAUAUUGUAUCGUUAAAAAUCAAUUUCUCUAUGAAUAAAAUGAGUGGGAUUUUUACAAAACUGCAGUGCUCGAUUGUUGAAAAUAACAAAAUACAAUCGUUUUCAGAAGUAUUUGUACAAAUAAAUGUAUGGCCUCAUUGAACCACCACUCAUUAGUUUACUGUUACAUAAUAUAGAUUAUUUAAAAACCAGUCUGAUUAGUGAGGUCCUUUAUCAGUGGAUGUUUUAUAUGUAAAAGUGUAUCUUUACUUGGUUCUGAAAUGUGGUUGUUUUGCUGUCUUUUGUGUUGGUUGGUACAGUAUCUGCAUGCAUUCUAGCCAAAUAAAGUAGAACCUGA